AUGGGUCCCUGUACGGCCUCCCAUUGCUGCUGUCUCCAUCGCCACACUCUGCCAUGUGCCACAUUCAGGUCUCCUCACACUCCUGCUGGUUUCCAUUUUGUCAUAGGUUGCUGUAUGGCCUCCCAUUGCUGCUGCCUCCACUGCCACACUGUGGCUCCAAACACUGGUUUUGGCCCCGUGACUGACCAAAUGAGUGAAAUGUGCGGUGAUUCUAAGAUCGACGGCACUCAUCUGCAUGUCAUACUGACUGACAGUAUUAUUUCUCUUCCCCAGCAGACUCCAAGGGCAUUUAAAUUAAAGGUACAGUGUUCUGCACUAAUAUUA
This is a messenger RNA of Staurois parvus, 324 nucleotides long. NCBI's taxonomy places the organism in Eukaryota, Metazoa, Chordata, Amphibia, Anura, Ranidae. The record is from the annotation of a GenBank genome assembly.